This is a messenger RNA of Cajanus cajan (pigeon pea), 974 nucleotides long. RefSeq names its product VIT-like transporter 1a. The record is from RefSeq and is a predicted model, not a curated record. Gene Ontology annotation, molecular function: manganese ion transmembrane transporter activity. Gene Ontology annotation, biological process: intracellular manganese ion homeostasis. NCBI's taxonomy places the organism in Eukaryota, Viridiplantae, Streptophyta, Magnoliopsida, Fabales, Fabaceae.
CUCUGUUAUUCUUAAGAAGUGUUUAACUGCUCAAGCCUCGUCUUCAUUUUUUUUUCUCUCUCUCUCUUCCUCCAUGGUUGUUGUGUCACCAAAAAUGGCCAACGGUACACCCAAUGGUUCCGUGUCACCCAAUAACCACGUAGAGGCAGUGCUUUCAAGUCCAGCAAACAAAGUUGAUCAAAACCAAAUCCUAGUCACCGAAGACAACAACAGCAUUGACUAUUUACGAAGGGCACAGUGGCUUCGUGCAGCUGUUUUAGGAGCCAAUGAUGGGUUGGUUUCGGUUGCUUCAUUGAUGAUGGGUGUAGGAGCUGUUAAAAGAGAUGCAAAGGCUAUGCUACUUAGUGGUUUUGCAGGGUUAGUUGCAGGGGCUUGUGGCAUGGCAAUAGGAGAGUUUGUUGCUGUGUACACUCAAUUAGAUGUGGAGGUUGGUCAAAUGAAGAGAGACAUGAAUAUGAGGAGUGUGGGAGGGGAGAGAGACUUGGAGAUGGAGAUGGAGAAAAAAACAUUGCCUAAUCCAUUUCAUGCUACUUUGGCUUCUGCAUUGUCCUUUUCUAUAGGUGCAAUGGUGCCUCUACUUUCAGCUGCUUUCAUAGCAGAUUACAAGAAGAGGGUUAUUGUGGUUGUGGUAAUGGCUAGCUUGGCUUUGGUGGUGUUUGGAAAGGUGGUGGCUCACCUAGGGAAAACUCAUUCGGUAAAGUUCUGUAUAAGGUUCCUUCUUGGGGGGUGGAUAGCCAUGUCCAUCACUUUUGGGUUAACCAAAUUGCUGGGUGCCAGUGCUUUAGAAUAACAUAAUGAAUAAUCAUAUAGCAUUGUGUUUUAUUAAUAAGAUGGUUAAUUAGUUAGUAGUAUUACUGUCAUGUCAGAAGAACCUUACUGCUGGCUUUGUGUUCUCAAUUCUAUAGUUACACUUCUUGUUGGAAAAUUAAAAGAGAUUCAUCUCUCACCAAUAAAUGAUAUAAAAAUACAAAUUC